UGCCUGGUUGUGUCGGUGACGACAGGCUCCCGCAUUAUUGUAAGUUUAUACCCGCUUGUGGGCACCAGACUCCCGCGACGAGUGUGUGAGAAAAGCCAUCCUUCACCCCCCACCCUACCUUGGUACAGCCGCGACCGACUCCUACCUGUUUAUCGCGAGUAAUAUAUGUGGUCGAUGCCUUGCGCAUUUGGACAUUAGAAACCUGGAAUAGUGGGUGACCGCGGGUCAACACCACUAUGGAUUCACAGUCUAUCACAACAGACUGUAUCACUCUCGGCAAUACAAUUGCUAAAGCUGAUAUCGCUCUUAAUGGAUUCGUCCGCGAGGUCCGGGAGGCCAGAUCUGACGUAGAUAACGUCUCGCGCGAGUUGCACUCGCUGCAAAGUGUUCUAGAUCUCUUGAAGGAAGAUGCUGGUCUGUUCCCUCCAGAGCUGGCAGAGCGUAUUCCCGCUGUCGUCGAGCAUUGUUCGAACGUAGUGAACGACUUAGAUUCAAGGAUAUCCGCUUUUAGCGACAGCGAAUUACCAAAGCCAGACAAGAGAUUGCAAUGGCUAGACACGGGGAGGAAAGAAAUCGCAACAUUCAGAACUUCCCUGGAGGCGCAUAAGGCUGUUUUAGGUCUUGCGAUAGAUUUGGUCGGAGCGACUACAAUCCGAGAUGCCACCUCAGAUGUAGAGCCUAAUAAGCGAAAUACGAUACAAAGAUAUCAGAAUAGUGCUGAGGUCUUGGAGGACGUUUCGCGAAUUUUAGUUGAGAUGAGUCAACUACGGAUGCGGCUGCCGAGCGAGUUUGAGAAGAGAGAAGGCGAAUUCAGCCUGUACGAUUAUAUGACUCGUCUGAUGUCGUUUGCCGAGGGAAUCGUCAGCUGCAAGGAGAGCGAGCAUGAGGCCGAACAGAUUGUCAAAAACAACGACCGGAACAUGGACCGAAGCACGAGCCAGGGUGCUUUUGUGGGAGAGAGUGAGCUGUUCGGAGCUUAUGUGGGUGAUCAACCUGACAGUGCGAUUGAUAUAACCGUGGAGCCCGCGUUUAGGGCGCUUAACAAUGUGCUGGAUAACACUGAAGAUGAAAAAAUCCCGACUAUUGAAGAGUUAAUGGCCAGUUUCGUAGGCGUUCCCAGCCGAGCACCGACUCCACCGCCGAAGGAUAUCAAGAGACUUGAGCUUGCCAGAAAACAUGCGGUGUCUCCGUUCGAGGCCAUGCCAGACUCUCCAACCAAUCCAUAUGGCGUCGUUACUGAAAUAAGUUCGGAAGGACGACCAUCAGAACCGGAGCCUUCCGUGAUGACAAAAAGCAGUAGAGGAUUUGGAAAGAUAUUCGCACCCUUUAAAAAUGCGAUUUCGGAGGGCAGGCCUCACACACGGUCAACAAGCUCAAGUACCGCAUCCGAUAUGCAGCCCCCAAUUAUCCAGGCCAGCCUUGUGAGAAGGGGUAGUCACAGGUUAUCGGUAUCUUUCAAGAAACUACCCAUGUGGAACACGGAGUUGAUGAUGGAUGAACCAGAAGGCCCAAGUGCCAAUGCGGUCUUCGGUGUAUCACUUCAGAAGAGUAUGCAGACUGCUAAGGGAACCUCUAAAACCCACCACUCGGGGAACGGGGGUUCUUCGCGAAGGGACUUUCCCCUAUGCAUGCAGAAGUGUUGCUUCUUUUUGAAACACGAAGGGGUCGAGGCACCGGAUAUCUUCGCCGAGCCGGGUGAUAGUUAUCGAGUACAAAAGCUGAAGGAGAUUUUCAGCAGUGGUCCAACGUACGGUGAAGAUGUCAAUUGGAACAACUUCGGCGUAUACGAUGCUGCGGACCUCAUCCUACUCUUCCUUUCGCAGCUCCCUAAGCCGCUAAUCCCAGAAGCGGCCGCAAAGCGAUGGAUUGCCUUUUCGAGACAGGCGACACUCUCAGGCUCUCAUGCAACGCGGCUUGACCAAUGUAUCGACUUCUGGGAAGAAGCUCUCGGCUGUCUUCGAGGGCCGAGCCGCACCCUUUUCAAGUUGCUGCUCAAUCUGUGGGCCGAUGUGGCGCAGGCAGAAGAAAAGAAUGACAUGACGGCCGAACGAUUAGCUGGCGUUCUUAUAAAGCCCCUCAUGCACAUCUCGUCCGGGAAGUACGAGACGGAUUACAUGCUGUCGCUUGCUUUUCUCAUUCGAAAGAGAGCAGAAUACACAGAUAUGCUAAAGCAAGACCAAGCGGAAGUUCGACGAAUUAGCAGAGCGGCGUGGUGAUGAAGCAAUGGCUUUGUCUCUCGUUGCAUCCUAAUAGUUAACUCAUUAUACUUCUCCAACGGCUCACAUCCAUAUCCAUCCAACAUUGAAUAUUUCGCAUACGCAUACGAAGAUACCCGGCGCAUUUUCUCAUCCAAGUCGCCUCAUACAUUUUCCUUCCUUUUCUUUUGCCGCAGUAGAAAUAAGGCCUUCGGAAGGUCGGCCGAAUUACAUAAUUUCAUGUGUUGGGGAGGUUGAGGAGAUAUUAAGCGCAGCAGCGUACGGGCUAAGCGGUGGAGAUGCAUUGGUUAGAGGCCAAAGAGGCUGGUAUGAUGCACGACGGGACGUAUGGACGUAUGAUAUUGACCGCUAUUGAAGUUAGCAAGCAGAGCAAAAUUUUCGCUCUGCAUGUCGGCGAGGAGCUUCCAAGGUUCUCAUAAUGUGUAACAAAUGUAUUGUGGGUUUGUUGGAUUUCAAAUGUUUGUCAACGAUACCAUACUACCAAACUAGGUGAUCAUAUAACGAUCUGCUGUCUCAACGUCUUGCAUACAAUUGACUGUAGAAUGAGAUACUUGCCUAGGUACUAUAAGCCCAAAGGACCGUUUAGUGAAUAUAAUAAUUAUGACUUCCCAGAUAAUGAAAACGUUGCAUCAUUCGAUGGUGAUUAUUGAAGUCGGAAAGCAAAUGUCCAAGACAUCAUUUAGAAGUUUGAGAUAGAC
Messenger RNA from Annulohypoxylon truncatum, 2914 nucleotides. RefSeq names its product Rho GTPase activation protein. The record is from RefSeq and is a predicted model, not a curated record. Bases 237 to 2216 code for a protein of 659 amino acids. Gene Ontology annotation, biological process: regulation of fungal-type cell wall organization; activation of GTPase activity; signal transduction. The transcript is spliced from 3 exons. Lineage: Eukaryota; Fungi; Ascomycota; Sordariomycetes; Xylariales; Hypoxylaceae. Gene Ontology annotation, cellular component: cell cortex. Gene Ontology annotation, molecular function: GTPase activator activity.